This is a messenger RNA of Silurus meridionalis, 1040 nucleotides long. Its product is annotated as GTPase IMAP family member 4-like. NCBI's taxonomy places the organism in Eukaryota, Metazoa, Chordata, Actinopteri, Siluriformes, Siluridae. Gene Ontology annotation, molecular function: GTP binding. The record is from RefSeq and is a predicted model, not a curated record. The transcript has a single exon. The coding region runs from base 1 to 831 and encodes 276 amino acids.
AUGGAGAAAAGAACCAUCGUACUGCUGGGGAAGACUGGUGUUGGGAAGAGUGCAACAGGAAACACCAUCUUGAGGAGGAACAGAUUUGAGUCAUGUCGAUCUGUAGAUUCUGUAACAGAGGAGUGUGCAUUUGAGGAGGCAGUAAUUAAUGGAAAGUGCGUACGUGUAGUUGAUACACCAGGAUUCUUUGAUACAGAAAUGUCAGAUGAGGAAUUAGCCAUAGAGAUAGCCAGAAGUGUUUAUCUUUCACAACAAGGGGUUCAUGCCUUCCUUUUGGUUAUUCCAUACGGGACAUUCACAAAGCAGGAGGAAGAAAUAAUUUCAAAGGUACAGGAGGUCUUUGGUGAGAAAGUGACUGAGCACAUGAUUAUACUUUUCACUAAAGCAGAUGGGGUGGAAAAUAGUGACAUAGAAAAUAGCUCUAAUGAACACCUGAAAAGAAGUUUACAAAAGUGUGGAGAUAGAUAUCUGAUGUUUGACAACACAGCACAAGGCAGCACAACACAGGUUACUGAUCUUCUAGAAAUGACAGAAAGAGUGGUAGAGCAUAACAGUGGAAAGAGCUACACCAACGAAGUGUACAAGGCAGCACAAAGAAGUACCUUCGAUGCAUUCUGGGAAACAUUUAAACAAUUGUUUCUCAUGGCAGCUGCUAAAUUUAAGAAAGCUUAUAAGGCAUCUGACUGUUUUGCUCAAGGGCUGAUGUCCGAUAUCGGUUUGUCAAAAGAUGAUAAGUGGAAGCCUUCGUUGUUGGGAGUAGUUGUAGGUCUUGUAGUUGAAACAGUAACGUUUGUUAUCAGGGUUACGUUUAACGUUUUUUAUCAAAAGUGAGACAUGCACUUCUGAGCAAAGAGCUUGCUCAGUUGUAGUUGCUGUCAUUUAAAUAAAAAAGAAUUAUAAAAAAACAUUACACUACAUUACAUUACACUUAACUAUCAACAAUCAUGUUUAGACAUAUACCAGCUUUGAUUAAAUCUUGUACUUAACAUAAUGCCAUAAUAGUAACUACAUUUUAGCUGUUAAAAACAAGAUACUUUUUU